UAAGAUGCACGAGUGUCGGGAGGUCCGCCAAGCCACAAAACGCUGAAAGCUCCAAUAUAGCCAAUGAUCGGACCCGGCUUGUUACGUGACGCGGCCAUAGGUGUCCAGAAUAGGACCAUGAGGUAGCAAUAGAGCCGUAGGGAUUCGGGAUUCCAGCAUGAACUGAGCUGUUUCUGGGGUUUGAUUGCUGACUGCAGACACCGUAUCUCCCCGCACUGCAGUGAGACGUUUCUGCAGACGAGAUACACGACAGUAUAUAAAGUCCAAGCAUAUGAUCGUCAAUAGCUUGCUUGGACGUUGAGCUCCUCUCCAUCGUCUCCAAAACUUCCACCUAAGCUAUACUCUUCAGGUCGAUAAUGUCCACUACUAUUCGCGUCGGUGCCGUCCAGGCUGAGCCGGUAUGGCUCGACCUUAAUGGGGCCGUCGACAAGACCAUCUCCCUCAUCGAGGAGGCUGCUGCAGAUGGCGUCCAGGUGCUUGGAUUUCCCGAGGUGUGGAUUCCUGGAUACCCGUGGUCCAUGUGGACUUCGAGUGUCAUCGAAAACACCCAUAUCAUCCACGAAUACAUGGCGAACUCGAUGCCCCGAGACUCAGACCAUAUGAGACGUAUCCUUUCCGCGAUAAAGAAGGCGGGGAUGUUUGUGGUUCUUGGAUAUAGCGAGAGGGAGGGCGGUAGUCUCUACAUGGCCCAAUCCUUUAUUUCGCCGGAAGGUGAAAUAGUCCACCACCGACGGAAGAUAAAGCCCACACACAUAGAGCGAACUAUCUGGGGUGAAGGCCAAGCCGAAUCGCUGAAGUGUGUGGUGCCAUCAAAGUUUGGUAAUAUCGGUGGCUUGAAUUGCUGGGAGCACUUACAACCUUUGCUUCGUUACUACGAAUAUUCGCAAGGGGUUCAAAUACAUGUUGCAAGUUGGCCUGCAGAAUUUGAAAUGCCAGAUCCCUCCAAAAUUGCUUGGCUAUAUCAUGAGACGGGAGAGGCAAGCUACCGAGCGAGCCAGUUCAUGGCUAUAGAGGGGCAGUGCUUCGUCCUCGUCGCAUCACAAAUCCUAACCGAGAAGAACCUGGAAAAAAACAACCUUUCCGGCAACCCAGUAACCAAGACGCCCGGCGGUGGCUUUUCCAUGAUUUUUGGACCCGACGGCAAGCCGCUCUGCGAACCCAUCGGCGCUGGAGAAGAGGGUAUCCUCAAGGCGGAUAUUAAUUUGCGGGAUAUCGAUUAUCCCAAGGCAUUCAUCGAUGUCGUCGGUCAUUACGCCAGGCCGGACUUGCUAAGCUUGCUGGUAAAUCCCACUCAAGACUUACAUGUGACGAAGAUGUCUAAGUAGGGGCGGCCCCAAAUAGGUCGCCAAGAUGGGUUGUGAGAAAUUAAUUAUAGGGGGUAUAAUGGUA
Molecule: messenger RNA, 1389 nt
Organism: Daldinia loculata
Lineage: Eukaryota; Fungi; Ascomycota; Sordariomycetes; Xylariales; Hypoxylaceae
Product: putative nitrilase
Exons: 4
Coding region: 357-1325 (322 amino acids)
Molecular function (GO): catalytic activity
Source: RefSeq, a predicted model, not a curated record